CCUGGAGUUCUGUUUCAAAAUGGCAUCAAUUGAAAUGGGACUGUGUGAUGCCUACUAGCUGGAGUUACCUCAACAACUGAGAAACUGUUAUCACAUCUGAAACUUUAUGUACUAAACUAAUUGUCUAUUGGAUGGUUUUUUUCUAUGAAGCAUUUGGGAUGGUUACUGAUGAAGAUUGUUAUAAGUGAAAUGACGUACGCAUCUGAAUGAAGAUGGUUUUGAAAUUGCAUUUUAAAUAUUUUUUUUCAUUCUCUAAUAUUUGUACAGUUUUGUAUCAAUGGUGAGAAAAAGGCAGAACACGCAUCGGACUUUGAAUGAGCGCAACUCCGCAUCGAUUUUGUUUGGGAAGUUUUGCCGCGGUGAAUACCAUGCUACCGAAUGUGCAUGAGAAGUGGACGGCAUAUCACUGGGGGAUAUGGGUUCUGAUGUGCGGAUUCCUGUGCGCUGCCGUGGUGAAUGGAUGUCCUCACAAAUGCAGUUGCUCUGGAUCUCAUGUGGAUUGCCAGGGUCAAGGCUUCAGGACCGUGCCAAAAGGAAUACCUAGGAACGCAGAACGUUUGGAUUUGGACAGGAAUAACAUCACCAGGAUCUCUAAAGUGGACUUCUCUGGCAUCAAGAACCUGCGAGUUCUGCACUUAGAGGACAACCAGAUCACCGUGAUUGAGAGGGGGGCGUUCCACGACCUCAAACAGCUGGAGAGACUGCGUCUGAACCGGAACAAGCUGCAAGUUCUCCCAGAGCUGCUGUUCCAGUCCACCCCCAAGCUGGGCCGUCUGGAUCUCAGUGAGAACCAGAUCCAGGCAGUUCCUCGUAAGGCUUUCCGUGGGAUCACAAAUGUCAAAAACCUGCAACUGGACAGCAACCACAUAAGCUGCAUCGAAGAUGGAGCCUUCCGAGCCCUCCGUGAUCUGGAGAUACUCACCCUCAACAACAACAACAUCACCCUCAUCCCUCUGUCUAGCUUCAACCACAUGCCCAAGCUGCGGACUCUACGUCUACAUUCUAACAAUCUGCACUGCGACUGCCACCUGUCCUGGCUGUCUGACUGGCUGCGGCAGAGGCGGGGCCUGGCCCCCUUCACCCAGUGCAUGGCCCCUGCCAACAUGAGGGGCCUCAACAUCCCUGACAUCCAGAAGAAAGACUUCACAUGUACAGGCCCAGCUCAGGUGAAGCCUCGCUCUCUCUCUCUGUCUGUCUCUCUCUCUCCCUGUCUCUCUCUCUCUGUCUCUUCCUGUCUCUCUCUCUCUCUCUCUCUCUCUCUCCACAACAGGCGCCUGAAUGACAAUGAAAUGUCCAUCCUGGAGGCUGUGGGGACCUUUAAGAAGCUCCCCAACCUGAGGAAGAUUAACCUUAGCAACAACAAGCUGCGGGACAUACGCGAGGGGGCCUUCGACGGAGCCGUGGAGGUCUUGGAGUUGCUUCUGACGGGCAACAAGCUGCAGGCGCUGCAGGGCCGAAUGUUCCGAGGGCUGACCGGACUCAAGACACUGAUGCUGAGGAGUAACCAGCUAGGCUGUGUGGACAACACCACCUUCACAGGCCUGAGCUCCGUACGCCUGCUGUCUCUCUAUGACAACCGAAUCUCCACCAUCACCCCGGGAGCCUUCACCACACUGCACUCCCUCUCCACCAUUAACCUACUGUCCAACCCCUAUGUAUGUGACUGUCACCUGGCCUGGCUGGGUUUGUGGCUGAAGAAGACCAGGGUUGUGAGUGGGAACCCUCGUUGUCAAAAACCUGCCUUCCUCAAGGAGAUCCCCAUCCAGGAUGUGGCUAAACCCGAUUUCACCUGCGACGGCACUGAGAAGAAUGUAUGUUUUCCAGUGUCAAGCUGCCCAGAGUCAUGCACAUGCUCAGACACAAUUGUGCGCUGCAGUAACCGGGGGCUACGCAUUCUGCCCAAGGGCAUACCCAAGGACACCACCGAGCUAUACCUGGAAGGAAACCUCCUGACAUCUGUUCCCAAAGAACUGUCCAGUCUGAAGCAGCUGUCUCUUGUCGACCUGAGCAACAACAGCAUCAACACUGUGGCCUCCAUGACCUUCAGCAACAUGACUCAGCUCGCCACUCUGAUCCUGAGUUACAACCAGAUUCGGUGCAUCUCGCUAAACACAUUCUAUGGGCUUAAAUCUCUGCGUCUCUUGACUCUCCACGGAAACGACCUUUCAACUAUACCAGAGGGAACCUUCAACCACCUUGACUCUCUGUCUCAUCUGGCUCUGGGUGCCAACCCCCUGUAUUGUAACUGUGACCUGCGCUGGCUGUCUCAGUGGGUGAAGGCUGGCUUCAAGGAGCCUGGCAUCGCCCGCUGUUCUGGACCACCUGACAUGGCCGACCGCCUGCUGCUCACCACACCGCUCAACCGCUUCCAGUGCAAAGGCCCAGUUGAUCUGAAUCUGAUGUUGAAGUGUGCCCCCUGUCUGGCCGGCCCCUGUCUGAACAAUGGCACAUGUGCCAGCGAUGUGUCUGGCUCCUACCAUUGCACCUGUCCCUUUGGCUACAAAGGACAGAACUGUGAGAUAUCCAUCAACGCCUGCAUCAGUUUCCCCUGUGCCAAUGGAGGGACCUGCCACGUGAUCCCAGGCCAAGAGGACCAGUUCAGCUGUACGUGUCCUCCUGGGUACGAGGGUCUGCAGUGUGAGGUGAAUCCUGACGAUUGUGAGGACAAUGACUGUGAGAACAACUCUACCUGUGUGGACAGCAUAAACAACUAUACCUGCUUCUGCCCCCCAAACUUCAUAGGGGAUCUAUGUGAGGAGGGAGUGGACCCCUGUAUGCAAGGCUUUGACCCCUGCCAGCAUGACUCCAAGUGCCUCCCCCUCACCAAAGGCUACAGGUGUGAGUGCCUACCAGGCUAUGUAGGCCAGCACUGUGAGCAGGACUACAACGACUGUCUGGAGAAUAAGUGUCAGCACGGGGCCGAGUGUGUGGACGCUGUCAAUGGAUACACCUGUGUGUGUAAAGAGGGCUUCAGUGGUCUGUUCUGCGAGAACCCUCCCCCUAUGAUCCUGCUGCAGACCAGCCCAUGUGACCAGUCAGAGUGUCAGAACGGAGCCCAGUGUCUAGUGAUGGCUGGGGAGCCUGUGUGCCGCUGUCUGCCUGGCUUCGCCGGAAACAAGUGCCACAAGAUUGUUACCGUCCACCUGCUGGGCAAAGAUGCCUACCUGGCACUGUCCAGCGCCAAGAUACGCAACUCUACCCACAUCUCCCUACAGGUGGCUACAGAUAAGGACAACGGUAUCCUGCUCUACAAGGAGGACCAUGAUCCUCUAGCCCUGGAGCUGUACCAGGGACACAUACGCAUAAUCUACGACAUCGCUAACUACCCGCUGACCACUGUCUACAGUGUUGAGUCUGUGAAUGAUGGUCUAUUUCACACAGUGGAGCUCCUGAUUCAGAACCACUCUCUGAGCCUGGUGGUGGACAAGGGAUCCCCCAAGAGUCUGGGCAAGCUGCCCCGCCAGCCCUCUUUGGACCACAGCACACAGCUCUACAUAGGAGGUAUACCCUUAGCGGUGGUGGCAUCAGGCUUGCGUUCAGGUCCCGACCGCACCCCCCAGGCCUUCAACGGCUGCAUCCACAAUGUCAGGAUCAACGGAGAGCUCCAGGAUCUGGGGGCAGCGCCACGCAGGGUGGAAGGCAUCCUGCCAGGCUGCCACUCCUGCAGUGUGUGUGCCCAAGGCCCCUGCAGACAGAGGGGGGAGACGGGUGUGUCCUGCGAGUGCCCACCCAGCCGCAGCGGAUCCCUCUGUGAUCAGAAGACUGCCCCCAGCCCCUGUCAGAGCAGCAGGUGUAUCCAUGGGCUGUGUGUGCCUAAGGCAUCAUCUUACAGUUGUCAGUGUGCUGAGGGCUACACAGGGCAGUACUGUGACAGGAGAGAGGAGCCCCAAGCCUGUAGGGGACACCAGUGUAGACACGGAGAGUGUAGGGUCACAGGGAGUGGGGAGCCCUCCUGCCACUGCCAGCCAGGCUACACUGGCCCUGCCUGUGCCACCGAUGUGACGUGCCAGGGAGAGGCGGUGCAUGAGCUGCUGAAGCGCCAGCAGCCCAUGAACACGUGCACCUCCACCAGUAAGAUCCCCCGGGUGGAGUGUCCCCGUGCCUGUGACGGGGGCCUCUGCUGCGCCCCAUCUAAGAGCCGGAGGCGGAAAGUGUUCUUCAAGUGCACCGACGGGAGCUCGUUCUCUGAGGAGAUUGAAGUCACCCUGGAGUGUGGCUGUGCCAAGUGCCCAUUGUAAUAUCCAGCUAUCACCAUGGAAACAGUCACAAACUAAAUAAAGGACCUGCUGCCAGAGACCAAAAAUAAAAUAUAUUGUAAAAUAAAACAUAGAACUUAUUUUUAUUAAUGGAUUUUUUUUUAAAGAAGAGACUUGAUCAUUUAAAAUAAAAUGUUUUAUAUUAUUGUGUCAUAUGAAGUUAUUUUGUACCUAAAAAAAAUAUAUAUAUAUAUAUAUAUAUAUAAAAAUUAACAUUCCUGAAAGUAUAUCAAAGUAUAGUGUAUUAUUGCAUGUGAUUGUACGUGUUGAUACGAUAGGGGAGUCUUUGGACACUUUAAAGGCUGCGAAGAGAAGGAGAAGAUGGUGCUGCAUCUCCCCAGACAUAAAAAAGAGAAAGGCAGUCUUUUUCCUGACCUUCAGCUCUGGAGGAGGCAAACAAGGAACUGUCCCACUUUGCUUCCCAGCUUUAUAACGGACCUUCCCCACCACCAAGCUAGCUGAGCUCACGCUAAAGGACAUUAACUCUUAUCCACAGAGCUUACAAACAGUGAUUUAUACUUUGUGCCAUAGGAAAACAUUUUACAUUGUUACUGAUUUGUAUUUGUUUGGUGUGCCACAUCAGAGAUUCUAGAGUACCAACGGGCCAAGAUGGCUUCUACAGUUUCCUGUCAGCCAGUGAAGUUCUCCUGAAAUUCUGUAACUGUGUGUUUCUCUGUGUUUCUUACAUGGUUGCAUGACAAACACAAAGAGUCUGAGGCAGAAUGUGAACUUUGUUCACGAUACGGCGACAGAAGACCCUGCCAAUAUACGAUGGUUCCACCAUAGAAAUAGGAUCCUAGAAUCCUGUAUAUUUUAAUAAUAGAAGGUAUUCUAUUUUUCUGACAAACUCAUGAAGUUUGUCCUGGUGUCCAGGUAUCAUCAGCAAGGGAAGGUGUUGCUGAUGUGUCUAUGUGGUCACUGCUCAGUUGGAAAAGGACCUUAUAACACCUGGCCUGGGAAAUCUUUGUUGGACUCGAAUCAUAACCGUCUGUUACUACUAACAUUAUUAAUUAAGCCCAUUAGUACCGGAUUGAAGUCAUCACAGGAUGUGAGGUCUCAUCACAGUCGUCCCCCUGUCAGUCAGAAUAUAUCCAGUAACACUUUGUUCAUUUUGAUUUGAUUAUAGUACAACAUCAGGACACUGCUUUAAUGUACCGUACAUUUCAAAUAAAGUGUUACCAAAUAUACCUCAAUUGAGAGUUUGUCAGUGAUCAAGUUCAGUACUCCCCUUACCCCCAGUCCCUCACCCUAGCAACUCCAAUGCCACCAUGCCUCAAAAACAUGACAUUGAAUGCUUCCGUAUGUAUGGAACGUGUAGGCUCUACAAUGUAAAUGAUCUGUUGUGAGAUGCCUUGUAUUCUAUAAUAAUAAUGAGUAUUAUGUUGGCCAUAAUAUAAGUUGCGUUCUCCAGAUAUAGAAUUUAUUUCUGGUAAAACACGAACUUGUGAAUGAUGAAUAAUUAUGUUGAAUGUUGAAAUUAAAUCUACCGUGAAACGAG
Oncorhynchus kisutch (coho salmon) is the source of this 5754-nucleotide messenger RNA. RefSeq names its product slit homolog 3 (Drosophila) (gene slit3). The record is from RefSeq and is a predicted model, not a curated record. Lineage: Eukaryota; Metazoa; Chordata; Actinopteri; Salmoniformes; Salmonidae. Gene Ontology annotation, biological process: axon guidance. Gene Ontology annotation, molecular function: Roundabout binding; heparin binding; calcium ion binding.